CCAGAACUUCAUCCCUUGGUGUCAGCGAGGAUGCUGUGGGUUACCUUGCUGAGCACCAUAGCCUUAGGAUGGACCACCCCAAUCCCACUACUAGAGGACUCCGAGGAGAUCGACGAGCCCUGCUUCGAGCCCUGCUACUGCGAGGUCAAAGAGGGCAUCUUCCACGUCCACUGUGACAGUAAAGGAUUUACAAAUGUCAGCCAGAUCUCCCAAAUAUGGAGCCGGCCCUUCAAGCUCAACCUGCAGAGAAACUCCAUGAGGAAGCUUUACUUUAACAGCUUCCUCCAUCUCAACAAUGCCAUAUCUAUUAAUCUGGGUAACAACGCCUUGCAAGAUAUCCACGCUGGUGCAUUCAAUGGCUUAGGAAUACUCAAACGGCUGUUCCUACAUGAGAACAAACUAGAAGUUUUCCGGAAUGACACUUUUCUUGGGUUGGAGAGUUUAGAGUAUCUUCAGGCGGACUACAAUGUUAUCAAAAGGAUUGAAAGUGGUGCAUUCAGGCACCUUCACAAAUUGAGAGUACUCAUACUAAAUGACAAUCUGAUCCCUGUGCUCCCAAAUUAUCUUUUCCGGUCUGUGUCACUCACACAUCUAGACCUAAGAGGAAACCGACUAAAGACAUUGCCGUAUAAGGGCAUGCUGGAGUAUGUUGGGCGGAGUUUAAUGGAAAUCCAGCUGGAAGAGAACCCAUGGAACUGUGUGUGUGAGAUUGUUCAGUUAAAAACAUGGCUGGAGAGAAUCCCUUAUACAGCUCUGGUGGGUGAGAUCACAUGUGAGUACCCAUUCCACUUACAUGGGAAAGACUUACGGGACAUCAAGCGCAGUGAGCUCUGUCCGUUGCUUUCCGAUGCAGAGAUUGAGGCCAAGCUGGGAAUUCCCCGCAUCCCAUUCAGCAAUGAAAACACAUGGCCCACUAAACCUUCCUCCAUGCUUUCCUCCUUUCACAACACAGCAUCUUCUGUGGAAUACAAGGAAAGAGUUGUCAAGCCUACUAAGCGACCUCGGCCCACAAAGAACCCCCCAACCCCUCGUAGCAUUUAUCCAGGCAUCAACCAGGCUCCCGUUGCUGGCUACCAAACAAGACCUCCUAUCCCAAUAGUUUGUCCAGCUGGAUGUAUUUGCAACCUUCACAUCAAUGACCUGGGGCUAACAGUGAACUGCAAAGAGAAAGGCUUUCACAACAUCUCCGAGCUCCUGCCACGACCUCUCAAUGCCAAGAAAUUGUAUCUCAGUGGAAACCUCAUACAGAAAAUCUACCGUUCUGAUUUCUGGAACUUCUCAAGCUUGGAUUUACUGCAUUUAGGGAACAAUCGGAUAUCCUAUGUCCAGGAAGGCGCCUUCAUUAACCUGCCAAACUUAAAAAGUUUAUAUCUCAAUGGGAAUGACAUUGAGAUACUUACACCUGGGAUGUUUAGGGGGCUUCAAAUGUUGAGUUAUCUUUACUUUGAGUAUAAUGUCAUACGUGAGAUACAACCUAACUCUUUCUCCCUAAUGCCAAAUCUCCAGCUGGUUUUCCUCAAUGACAACCUGUUGCGCUCCCUCCCCACUGGUGCCUUUGCUGGCACCAACCUUGCACGCCUCAACCUUCGCAACAACUACUUCCUUUCUCUGCCUGUGCAUGGAGCCCUGGAGCAUCUGACCUCCAUCGUCCAGAUUGAUCUCCAUCAGAAUCCCUGGGACUGCUCCUGUGAUAUUAUCCCUCUCAAACAGUGGCUGGAAAAGCUCUCCUCUGUCAUUGUGGUUGGGGAUGUCAUCUGCAAGACACCAGAGUUUGCUUUUGGGAAGGACCUGCGUUCACUGGACGUUGAAGUCAUCUGUCCUGAACUUAAAUAUUCCUCAGGGCCCUCGCCGGCCCUGCCUGGUGGGGAUGACAUCACCACAGGGACCCCGGACAUGGGGGAGGCAAGGGGGAGAGGGGCUGUCCCACUGUCUGUCCUCAUCCUCAGCCUACUCAUUUUCUUCAUUUCUGCUGUGUUUGUGGCUGCUGGGCUUUUUGCCUAUGUUCUCCGCCGCAGAAAGAAGCUGCCCUUCCGGAAGCGCUCUGAGGGGGAUCUGACAGGGAUCCAGAUGCACUGCAGGAUGUAUGAGGACCCACCAAGGCAGAGUAGUACUGGUAACACAGGCACACCAGAGAAAUCAACACCCAGUAUGCACACACACACUCACACCGGUCACACACAUGCCCACGGUCAUGUUUAUGACUAUAUCCCCCACCCUGUGACUCAGAUGUGUAAUAACCCCAUCUAUAAGCCAAGGGAGGGGGAGAUAGCAGAGGAAGAGAGAGGGCAGUUUUCAGAAAUGAAAGACAGUGGCAGCAGUAACAACAGUAACUACAGAACCUUGUUAGAGAAAGAGAGAGAGUGGGCCCUGGCCGUCUCCAACUCUCAACUCAACACCAUUGUCACAGUCAACCACUCCACAGCUGAUAUGGCGGGAUUUCACGAGAAUGGCGGGCUCUGCCCCACAGUGAUUGACAGUCAGAUGCCCACACCAACUGUGGGCUUUGUAGACUGUCUGUAUGGGACAGUACCCAAACUAAAGGACAUGCAUGUGGCGCAUGCGCAUCCACCAGGCAUGCAGUACCCAGAUUUGCAGCAGGAUGCACAGCUGAAGGAGACAUUGCUUUACACGGCGGGGAAAGGCUGUUACCCCGACCCGUCCCAAAGCGAUUACCCUGAGUCAAGGUCCAAACUUCAAACCAAGCCGGAUUACCUCGAAGUAUUGCAAAAAUCUUACCGGUUUUAA
This is a messenger RNA of Scomber scombrus (Atlantic mackerel), 2745 nucleotides long. It is a transcript of the gene slitrk3a, whose product is annotated as SLIT and NTRK-like family, member 3a. The record is from RefSeq and is a predicted model, not a curated record. NCBI's taxonomy places the organism in Eukaryota, Metazoa, Chordata, Actinopteri, Scombriformes, Scombridae. Gene Ontology annotation, biological process: regulation of presynapse assembly; positive regulation of synapse assembly; axonogenesis. Gene Ontology annotation, molecular function: protein binding. The transcript has a single exon. Gene Ontology annotation, cellular component: GABA-ergic synapse; postsynaptic density membrane. Bases 31 to 2745 code for a protein of 904 amino acids.